AUGGAAACUGCCGCCGCUGGCUCGCGCCGCCCGCCGGCCCUCCGCCUCCUCUGCCCUAAGAAGUCCGUUCUCUCCUCCCCCUUCCCAUCCCUCCUCUGGCUCGUCGGCUCCCCUCGCUUCCUCCAGCCCGUCACCGUCGCUGCCGCCCUCCGCUGCCUCCGCUUCCUGUCUGACGACGGCCCGUUCUCCCCCGAUCUUCCCCACGAAGCAGACGAAAUCCGUGGAUUACUCGUGAGGGGGUUCGACAUCGUGGGGGGCCUGUUCGUCGGGAGCGCGAAUUUCGAGUCAGAUGCCGGCAGAGCGCUGGAACUGGCCGGGGAGCUGAGGGAGCGGCUGUUCGGCGAAAGGGCGAGCCAUGGCAUGGUUGGUGGCUGCGUGGAUGCGUCCACCGGGGACAUUCGGUUUCUUGUUUCGGAGAGUGGCGGGUCAGAAGUUGUGGAAGGGCAGGAGGUGCUGUGGGGGGAUGAGCCGGGGAGGUCGCUGCUGGAGAAGGGCUGCCUUCUGCGCUGCGAGCUGCAGCUGCAGCUGCCACUCUAUCUUCCUUCGGAUGAGACGAUGUCUGGCAUUGAAGCGAGGUUUUCUUCACUCAUUGAAUCUACAGCUGCUAACCUCAGAAGUCCUCAUGUUUCUUACCUAGUUGAAGGCCCGACUGCAACAUUUGACGAAUCACACCAUUCAGUUAUCUUACAUGGCAAUAAUUUGAAUUCUGUUUCCCAACUACCCAUCAACACAAACACAAACAAGUGCAGUGCCAAAAUUGUAUCCUGUUCAGAAUUCUUACCGACAAAGAGGCAUGACCUCUCCUCAAUAAGGGAGAAUGCAGAUGCAAUUCAGAUAACUGUCCUAUCCAAUCAAUCAUUGAACAUCUCAAAGGCUGGCUCCCCUGCCCCUAUGUUAAAGUACUUUCCAGCACCAGCACCAGCACCAGCUAGCCUGAGAGUAAUCGACCUGAAGCUAGAUAUAUUAUGCUACAGUUCUAUGGAUCUUCCUGUAGCCGUUGCUGUAUCUGAGCUAGUUAUUCCGGGAUUAGCUGAUCAGCUAAGCAUUAUGAAGAAGGCUAUCGUCUCAGAGCUCUUAACUCAACAGCCUAAGCUUUGUCCGUACCAUUUUAUUCCUCCUGGGUUGCUUAUUCCUCUAACAGCUAUAUACGACACAAGAUACGGGGAGAUUGAGGAAAAGCAGAGUGAACUGAGAAGAAAUCUGCACUUCAGGCUUGGUCUGCCCUUGGAUCGUCCUUUAUUACGGACUUCUAAUGCACUAACUUUUGGUGCCAUGGAAAGGCGAGAUAGAAGCUCAUCUAAAAGUGGUUCCUCAUUGCUUCGAGAUGUCCACAAAGAAAUUCCAUCUAGUGGUGUAUCUGGAGGAAUCAUGUCAUUGAUUGAGGGUUCAUAUGAGUAUUACCAUUACCUACAUGAUGGUAUCGAUGACAAUGGAUGGGGAUGUGCUUACCGUUCUCUACAAACAAUCAUGUCUUGGUACAGGCUACAACAGUAUUCGUCUAUAAAUGUUCCUUCACACAGGGAGAUCCAGCAAGUUCUUGUUGAAAUUGGUGAUAAGGAUCCAUCAUUUAUUGGAUCUCGGGAAUGGAUUGGAGCGAUAGAAUUAAGCUUUGUGCUUGACAAACUUCUUGGUGCUAGUUGCAAGAUAAUUAACGUGAGAUCUGGUGAUGAGCUUCCUGAGAAAUGCAGAGAACUUGCGAUACAUUUUGAAACCCAGGGAACUCCUGUAAUGAUUGGUGGUGGAGUUUUGGCUUAUACCCUUCUGGGAGUUGAUUACAACGAAGCCAGCGGUGAUUGUGCUUUUCUCAUCCUUGAUCCACACUACACUGGUAGUGAUGACCUCAAGAAGAUUGUUAAUGGUGGGUGGUGCGCGUGGAAGAAGUCUGUCGACAGCAAGGGUCGGAGCUUCUUCUUGAAGGACAAGUUCUACAACCUCCUUCUGCCCCAAAGGCCCAAUAUGGUGUGA
Molecule: messenger RNA, 1965 nt
Organism: Triticum turgidum subsp. durum (durum wheat)
Lineage: Eukaryota; Viridiplantae; Streptophyta; Magnoliopsida; Poales; Poaceae
Source: the annotation of a GenBank genome assembly